AUGAACCGAUGUCUUGGUUCAGUAAUAGCCGACUGGUUUGAAAAGCUUUUUGUCGGAACCGUGCGCUUCAAUGUGCUUCUGUUCUUGUGGGAUCAAUGGUUUGUGCAACAAUUCCGUUUUGAUGUGUUCGAACGCAUGAGUCGUGUAUUGAUCAAGCUCAUGGAAACCGAUAUUCGACGAGCUGUGACGACCGCGGAAUUGAACGAGCCUCCACAAAGUUGUGUCAUUCGAGUGACCAUAGACUAUUUGAUUGCUGGUCGACUGGUAGCUUCCCGCUCCACUCUGAGUGAUUCACAACGGUAUUUUACGGGCACAAUGACCUCCCCGAAACUCCAGUUGAAUGUAACGGAAGAAGAUCAGAUUGAAGAAGAUCUACGUCCCGAGAAUGCGAUCAAUGUACUUUAUUUCCCCGACGAACGCGAAUUGUUGUUUCCAGUAAGCAGAUACAUUUCUCGGAUGUUGUUUUAA
Echinostoma caproni is the source of this 468-nucleotide messenger RNA. The record is from the annotation of a GenBank genome assembly. Lineage: Eukaryota; Metazoa; Platyhelminthes; Trematoda; Plagiorchiida; Echinostomatidae.